This is a messenger RNA of Trichophyton benhamiae CBS 112371, 3492 nucleotides long. RefSeq lists its product as uncharacterized. Gene Ontology annotation, molecular function: phosphatidylinositol-4,5-bisphosphate 5-phosphatase activity; phosphatidylinositol-3,5-bisphosphate 5-phosphatase activity. Bases 1 to 3492 code for a protein of 1163 amino acids. Gene Ontology annotation, biological process: phosphatidylinositol dephosphorylation. The transcript has 7 exons. NCBI's taxonomy places the organism in Eukaryota, Fungi, Ascomycota, Eurotiomycetes, Onygenales, Arthrodermataceae. The record is from RefSeq and is a predicted model, not a curated record. Gene Ontology annotation, cellular component: cytoplasm; membrane.
AUGGCUGUGCGAGUCCUCUGCAAGGAUGCGCCGGACCGCACAGUUGUCCUCGUGGCAAAUGGCUACGCCCUCACCAUGCGCCAUCACCAGUCAAGCGAAGAAGUAUCCGGGAACGUACAGGUUCUGAGCAUUCCAAAAUGUAUUGUUGAGUUUACUACGGCCGAUUCGAUACCCCUGGCUGAGUAUCGCACGUUGGGAACUGGACUUGGAACGCUCGGUCUCAUCGCGCUCGCGGCUGGUGAGGUUUUUAUAUGCAUCGUCAACCAAGCAACCAAUGUCGCCAGCGUGAGGCCCGGAGAAACAGUCCAAAGGAUAGACAGUGUUGACUUCUAUUGCUUGAAUAGAGCCGAUUAUGACCUGGUCCAGGAUCCUGAGUCUGAUACGUAUAAUAACCCUUAUGGAAGAGGUUACCAAGGAUACGAAUCUCCAGCAGAAAAUCCAUCUCUAGCAUUGAAAAAGCUUCUGAGUGACGGAAGCUUCUAUUACAGCUCUGACUUUAAUCUGACCGAACGCAUUCAGGACAGAAUUGAUGACCCGGUUGCUUACGAUGUUGAGAGCCUGGAUGAAGAUUUCCUGUGGAAUUCAUUCAUGAUCAAGCCUUUACUACAGCUCAGAAGCGGACUGAGUCUGAAUGAUAGACAGAGUCUAGACUCAUCCCAGCUUCUUAUAUCCGUCAUUAGGGGCUUCGCUCAGUCCUUAACCAUACCUGCUUCGUCACCUCUGUUCCCACACAUUGAAUCUAAUAUGCCCUCGAGCUUAACAGUAAUAUCGCGCCUUUCCUCUCGCCGUGCCGGAACUAGAUUCAACGCCAGAGGUAUUGACGACAAUGGAAACGUUGCCAACUUUGUUGAGACAGAAACCAUUCUAUGGAUACCUCCUGCCUUGUGUUUUUCUUAUACCCAAAUUCGAGGCUCUGUACCUAUAUUCUGGGAACAGGAAGCUGGUUAUAUACCUGGACAGCAGAAAAUAGCUAUCGGCCGCUCUGCAGGCGCUACGCAACCCGCAUUUGAUAAACACUUUGAGGCUUUAGCUGAGAAAUAUGGGGCUGUACAUGCAAUUAACCUGCUUGCUAAAGCAAAGUCUGGAGAAGCGGAGCUGUCACAAAGAUAUAUGUAUCAUGUUCGGGGCAGUCCUUUGCGUCAGAAUCGUGAUAUAAAGUCUAACUCAGAGCAUGAUAUAUUGAAACUAACAGAAUAUGACUUCCAUGCUGAAACGAAAACAACGGGGUAUGAGGCUGCCCGUUCCAUUCAGGAUGUUAUAGCAGACUCUGUUGAAGGAUUUGCUUAUUUCCUAUCCGAGGCACCUCAGGGCAAUGAAAUGGAUCUCUCAGCGGCAGAACUCAGACUUCUCAGACAAAAGAAUAUUGUACUACAACAGGAAGGUGUCUUUCGAACAAAUUGCCUGGACUGCUUGGACAGGACUAAUCUGGUCCAAACCAUGAUUAGUAGCAUGGCAAUUGACAUGUUUUUUGCACAGUGGAAUGGCCAUGCAUCACCGGAUUUCUGGAUGAAGCACUCGACUCUAUGGGCUGAUAGCGGAGAUAUGUUGUCAAGAAUAUAUGCUGGAACUGGAGCCUUGAAGUCUUCGUUUACUAGGCAUGGAGCAAUGUCAGUCGCUGGUUCCUUCGCAGACAUAAGGAAGAGUGCCACUCGUCUUUUUGUUAACAACUUUACCGACCCUGCGAAACAAAUCACUAUAGAUACCCUACUAGGCCUUUCGACUAACCAGGAGUCGGUGUAUCUGUUUGAUCCAGUGAAAGAUGCAGUGAAUGCUGAGCUUACUCGGAGAGUAAACGAGUUUACCUCGUCUGAAAAGACUUAUAUAUGGGUUGGAACGUUUAACAUCAACGGACGCCGUGAAGGAGCUACUGAAGGACUGGGCCCAUGGUUGCAUGGCUCUCUUAACCAGCUUCCUGAGGAUCCUACGAUAGUUGCUGUUGGAUUCCAAGAGAUUGUUGAGCUUAGCCCCCAGCAGAUUAUGUCCACUGACCCAAGCACGCGCAAGAUUUGGGAGCACGCAGUUAUAUCAUCACUCAAUGCCAGGACCACGAAGAGAAAAACGACCGAGUACGUUUUGCUGAGGAGUGGCCAGCUAGUAGGCGCAGCACUCCUGCUGUUCGUAAAAAAGGACGUUAUAAAUAAGAUAAAGAAUGUGGAAGGCAGCUUGAAGAAGACUGGCUUAUCCGGAAUGGGAGGGAAUAAGGGUGCUGUUGCUAUCCGCUUGGACUAUAGCAAUACGUCGAUAUGCUUUAUCACUGCUCAUUUAGCUGCUGGCUUCUCGAACUACGAAGAAAGAAACAGAGACUACCACACCAUAGCUCGGGGUCUUAGGUUCCAACGAAACAGACCUAUUGUCGGACAUGAUGCAACCAUCUGGUUCGGUGAUUUCAACUAUAGGAUUGGCCUUAGCAAUGAGCGCGUGAGACCUCUAAUUGAAUCGGGAGAUAUAGAUGUACUAUAUCAGCAUGACCAGCUUAACCUCCAAAUGGUUGCUGGCCUUGCAUUCCAGUAUUAUAUGGAAGGGCCUGUCACAUUCCCUCCAACAUAUAGAUACGACAAUGGCACAGAUGAAUAUGACACCUCAGAAAAGCAAAGAAUCCCCGCCUGGUGCGACAGGAUCCUUUGGAGAGGAAGAAUUCUACGUCAGCUAGCCUAUAAGACUGCACCCCUGAAAUUUUCGGACCAUCGACCCGUAUAUGCAACAUUCGAGUGCGACAUAUCGACGGUAGAUGAGAAGCGAAAGGAAGAAAUAAGCCAUCAGCUUUAUGAAAAACUGAAGCAACAACCUACCACCGCAGCUACAAACCCGUUGUCUGAUGAUGAGGAAGAUGAGAAUGAGCCAAUGUACCCGAUAAACCCAGGCCUUCCACCUCCUAGCUCCGAAAAGCGCAAGUGGUGGCUUGAUCACGGCCUUCCUGCUCGAUCAACUAUUACUCCACCCCUUGGUGCUGUGAGCAAUGUCCGGCGAAGUGCCAAUCCUUUUUCAUUUUCUCGGGGGUCUGAUUGGAUUAAUGUCGGAAGAGAUGAUGCUUUGAGCGAAAUGAGCGAGCAGGACCUACGAGAGUCGAAAAAGGCAUCCUCCACAAACAGAGAGCCAUUUAGAUCUGUGGGAGAAGUUAUAGGCGGCCCUGAAUCGCUUUCCACAGACAUGCCUCAAACCUCUAAGGUUGCCGUCAGCAGCAAAACAGUAAAAUCGGUAAAGAUACCGCCUCCGAUACCUAGGAAACCAGCAAAAUUGAGACGACAUUCAUCCGGCGAAAGCGAUCGGAAACCCGCCUCAAGUAAUGGUGUCUCCAGUGGAUACGAAAUGGUUAACCCAUCCACUCUUCACCAUAUCAAGGAUUACCAAGAACAAGCAUAUACUGGUAAGGCUGGCGGAGCCACUACCUCGUCAGUAUCACAAGCUACGAAAUCACUACCAACGAACGAGCUCAUGGACUCAGAUGCAGGAACAAGAGUACCUUCGUGGGAGCCGCUUCAACCGAAAAAGUGA